Messenger RNA from Clupea harengus (Atlantic herring), 807 nucleotides. RefSeq names its product E3 ubiquitin-protein ligase TRIM35-like. Bases 1 to 807 code for a protein of 268 amino acids. The transcript is spliced from 5 exons. NCBI's taxonomy places the organism in Eukaryota, Metazoa, Chordata, Actinopteri, Clupeiformes, Clupeidae. The record is from RefSeq and is a predicted model, not a curated record.
AUGGCAUCUAAAAGCUCUUUACCUGAAGAUGAUUUCACCUGUCCUGUUUGCUUUGACAUUUUCAAGGAUCCCGUCAUUCUUUUGUGCAGUCACAGCUUCUGCAAAGACUGCCUUCAGAAGUUCUGGAUGGAGAAGAAAUCUAAAGAGUGUCCAGUUUGUAGAAGACAAUCUUCAUUGGGCAAUCCGUCACUGAAUUUGUCUUUGAGGAACGUAUGUGAGUCUUUCCUGAAGGAGAAGAUUCAGAGGGCUUCAGGAGGGUCUGAAGUGCUCUGCAGUCUGCACGGUGAGAGACUCAAGCUGUUCUGUCUGGAGGAUAAACAGCCCGUAUGUGUGGUGUGUCAGGCUUCCAGGAAACACUCAGGACACCAGUUACUUCCCAUAGAUGAAGCUGCACUAGAUUAUAAAGAACAUCUCGAGGCUGUACUGGAGUACUUGCAAGAUAAACUGGACAAAUUUGAAGAAGUUAAACAGACAUGUGACCAAACAGCCAGUCACAUUAAGGUCCAGGCCCAUCAGUCAGAGAAGCAGAUCAAGGAGGAGUUUGAGAAGCUUCAUCAGUUUCUGAAAGAUGAAGAGGAGGCCAGAAUAAGAGCACUGAAGGAGGAAGAGGAGCAGAAGAGUUUGAUUAUGAAAGAGAAGAAUGAAGAGAUGAGCAAGGAGAUGUCCACUCUUUCAGAUACAAUAACAGCCAUUAAGAAGCAGAUGGUUGCUGAAGACAUAAUCUUCUUACAGAACUUCAAGGCUACCAUAGAAAGCUCCUGUACUGUUGGACCCAAACACUGCAAACUCAUCGCUCAUCGUUUCUGA